Cherax quadricarinatus is the source of this 2428-nucleotide messenger RNA. It is a transcript of the gene Pdi, whose product is annotated as protein disulfide isomerase. Gene Ontology annotation, molecular function: protein disulfide isomerase activity. Gene Ontology annotation, cellular component: endoplasmic reticulum. The record is from RefSeq and is a predicted model, not a curated record. Lineage: Eukaryota; Metazoa; Arthropoda; Malacostraca; Decapoda; Parastacidae. Gene Ontology annotation, biological process: protein folding; response to endoplasmic reticulum stress.
CUCCUCCUGUACUGUAUAAUCUGGCAAAAUUACUUACUCUCGGUACUUGAAGAACAUCUGUCUAUCACUUGGUUAAUUGCCGAAAAGAAAUGUGGCUUAGGAAUGGUGGUAAAUGGGCGUAAAUAGGAGCGUAGGUAUCAUCGUACGAGGGGCCAAUGGGGAUGGCCCACGAAUGGCCACGUCUGCGCCCUGCACAGCUUCCAAUAUCAACUCGUCCAGUCUGUAACACCAACUUCUACAAUGAGGGUGGGAGUGUCCUUCGCUGUCUUGUUGGCCACCCUGGCCAUGGCCGUCCUGGCCGAUGAGGACAUUACGAAGGACGAAGGUGUCUUGGUGCUCACCAAAAGCAACUUCAAGAAAGCCAUGGAAGAAAAUGAAUUCAUCCUCGUCGAGUUUUAUGCCCCAUGGUGUGGUCACUGCAAAGCCCUUGCUCCUGAAUAUGUGAAAGCUGCAGCAAAACUAACAGAACAAGAAUCUGCUAUUAAAUUAGCAAAGGUAGAUGCAACAGAAGAAACUGAACUUGCUGAAGAACAUGGUGUCCGUGGCUAUCCCACCCUCAAAUUUUUCCGCUCUGGCAAACCCAUUGAAUACAAUGGUGGUCGCCAUGCUGACGACAUCGUUAAUUGGCUUUUGAAGAAGACUGGUCCUCCUGCAAAGACGCUUGAAUCUGUGGAAGAUGCCAAGGCAUUUAUUGCUGAAAAACCAGUGGUAAUCAUUGGUUUCUUUAAGGAUCAGGAAUCUACUCCUGCUAAGGAGUUCUUGUCUGCUGCAUCUGCCACUGAUGACUUUCCAUUUGGUAUUACAUCUGAAACAAAGCUUUUCUCAGAAUAUGGAUUGGAAGGUGAUGGUGUGAUUUUGUUUAAGGACUUUGAUGAAGGAAAGAAUGUUUUUGAAGGAGAGGUAACAGAAGCAGAGUUGACAAAGUUUGUAGCAGCAAAUUCAUUGCCUUUAGUUGUAGACUUCAACCAUGAGACUGCUUCAAAGAUCUUUGGAGGUGAAAUAAAAUCCCAUCUUCUAGUUUUCUUGUCAAAGGAGGCUGGUCACUAUGACACGCACUUGGAAGCGUGCAAGGGUGCUGCUAAAGGUUUCAAGGGACAAGUUUUGUUUGUAACGAUAAACACUGAUGAGGAGGACCACUCUCGCAUCUUGGAGUUCUUUGGAAUGAAGAAGGAAGAGGUUCCAGGCCUUCGCAUCAUAAAGUUGGAAGAAGAUAUGGCAAAGUACAAGCCAGAAACGUAUGAUCUGAGUGAGAGUGCAUUAGUUAGCUUUGUACAGAGCUACUUGGAUGGAAAGUUGAAGCAACAUCUUCUGUCUCAAGAACUUACUGACGAUUGGGACAAGGAGCCUGUCAAAGUUCUGGUAGCAUCUAACUUUGAUGAAGUAGCUUUCAAUAAGGAGAAAGAUGUCCUGGUGGAGUUCUAUGCACCAUGGUGUGGUCACUGCAAGCAGCUGGCUCCUAUCUAUGAUCAGCUGGGUGAGAGAUACAAAGACCACGAAACUAUUGUUAUUGGCAAAAUGGAUGCAACUGCGAAUGAGCUGGAGCACACGAAAAUCCAGUCAUUCCCUACACUAAAGUUAUAUAAAAAGGAAACUAAUGAGGUUAUUGAAUACAAUGGUGAACGAACUUUGGAAGGAAUUUCCAAGUUUCUGGAAACUGGUGGUGUAUAUGGCCAGGCAGCCCCAGAAGACACGGAGGAUGAUGAGGAAGUUGAUGAAGAGGGUGAUGUGCCUGCCAAGGAUGAACUUUAAGUUCAGUAAAGUGCCGAUGAUGAUCAGUAGUCCCUAUGUCCGAGCAGUGGGUGCUAGUGGUUUACCGGCAUUGUAAAUGCUGUUGACAAAAGAAUGCCUAUUUUAUAAUUUUCUUUUGCCUUGUUUAAACCAGCAAAGGCUAAGAAAGUUAAUUGGUACUAAUUUAUAAUAAGGAAUCCUAUAAACAUAACGUAGGGGGUGCCUAAUCCUAAGAAGUUACGUUCCAGGUAACAUCUUAUGGUUAAUUAAUGUUUAGUGUUAAUUUAAUUUCAUUUAAAAUGUACAAGUGGUAUGCAAAGACUUUUAUUCUAUGCUUUAAUGAAUUUUGAUAACAUUCCUUGAAAUAUUUUUCUUGGGGGUGGGGUGGGGGGGGAGGGUGAUUUUUAUACCCUAUUCUACCAUAGGGGAUGGUAAAAAUUAAUGGAGAAUUGCCAGCAUAAAAUAGUGGCCACAUAGCCACUAGCUGUCAGUGGAUGAUAGCUAUAAAUAACCAUCAGUUUUGUGCACACCUGUGGGUGUGCACAUCAGUGCUAGCUUUACUGUUGUCUUCCACAGUGUUCUCCCUGUACUAGGCACAAUGCUUAAUGUCAGUGUGUGGUGUGUUGGGAGGUUCAGAGGGUCCUCGAGUGUAUGAGAUGUACCAGCGACUUUUUUUCCAAUAAAAAUCAAAGAUUUUCUA